Emericellopsis atlantica is the source of this 1757-nucleotide messenger RNA. RefSeq names its product CefM protein. The transcript is spliced from 4 exons. The coding region runs from base 34 to 1386 and encodes 450 amino acids. The record is from RefSeq and is a predicted model, not a curated record. NCBI's taxonomy places the organism in Eukaryota, Fungi, Ascomycota, Sordariomycetes, Hypocreales, Bionectriaceae. Gene Ontology annotation, biological process: transmembrane transport. Gene Ontology annotation, molecular function: transmembrane transporter activity.
UUGGUCGACUUUGAAGGUCCCAAUGAUCCCGAAAUGGCGGUCAACUGGCCAGUGUCAAGGAAAUGGCUCAUUGUGUUUGUCCUCGCGGCCAUGAGCUUUAUUGUCGCCCUGGGCUCGUCAAUUGCUGCGCCGGGAGUGAGUCAGGCUGUGCUCGAAUUUGACCAGGACAGCGAUAUACUCGGUCCUUUUGUCGUCAGCGUGUAUAACGUUGGACUGGCACUUGGACCACUCCUCGUCGCACCCAUGUCCGAACUCCAUGGCCGUCUCAUCCCUUACCAUGUCACCAAUGUUCUGUUCACCCUGUUCACCGUGGGCUGCGCGGCGAGCCCGACCCUAGGAACCCUUAUUCUCUUCAGGUUAUUGGCAGGAAUGGAGGCGUCAGCAGUAUUGACAGUCGGGGGUGCGACGGUGGGCGACCUCUUUAUUCAAGAAGAGCGCGGCCGAGCCAUGGCUGCGUGGACUUUUGGUCCUCUGAUGGGUCCAGCUAUCGGACCUGUGCUUGGAGGCACCGUGACUGAGCUGAAGGGGUGGCGAUGGGUUUUCUGGAUAGUUGCGAUUCAGGGUGCUGCUACCACACUGCUCUUCUUCAUCGUUGUACCAGAGACCUAUCCUCCUGUUAUACUCCAGCGCAAGGUGAACCGGCUCAGACGAGAAACUGGGAACAAUUCCUUGAAAUCAAGCCUAAGCGACGAUCUUAGCCAACGAGAGCGUAUCCUCCGAUGCAUACGACGUCCGUUCAUUCUUCUGUUCCGCUCACCCAUUGUUCUCCUAUUUUCAAUAUUCAUUGCAAUUGUUUACUCAUACCAGUUCCUCCUUUUUGUCACAAUACCCACCGUCUUUGGCGAGAUAUACGACUUCUCAAUCGGCGAGAUCGGACUCGCAUACCUUGGCAUAGCCAUUGGUCUCCUCAUUGGGAACAUGAUUUUCGGCUUCGCUUCCGAUCGACUUCUCUCGAGAAUGAGCCAAGGCAAAAGUCCCAAGCCGGAAUUUCGCCUUCCCCUCAUGAUACCAGCGGCGCUUUGCAUACCAGCCUGCUUAUUCAUGUAUGGCUGGACUGUCCUUUACAAGGUCCACUGGAUAGUCCCUAUAUGUGCCACCUCUCUUUUGGGGGUAGGCCUUAACCUAUCCUUGAUGUCAGUUCAAACGUACCUUGUGGAUACAUACACCAUGUACGCCGCGUCUGCAUUGGCUGCCUUGGCAGUUCUGCGAUCUAUCCUGGGCGCUUUCCUCCCUCUGGCAGGCCCGCCCUUGUAUCGUGCUUUGGGUCUCGGCUGGGGAAACUCAACCCUCGGGUUCAUUGCGCUGGCCCUGGUUCCGGUGCCGCUCCUGUUUUUACGGUAUGGCGAAGCUGUGCGGACGAAUCCCCGAUAUCAACUAGAUUUGUAGGGCAAGCAGCGCUUUCACAAUGGAUGUACAGAAAGUGUGCCAAAAAAACAGAAAGGCACCCGAUUUAUAUUGUUUUCCCAAGCCUGGGUUGGAAGAGGAAACACUAGGAAAACAGGUGAGAGGGAGGAAAAUUGAGCCGUACCAAACCUAGUUGGCUGCGAAUCCGUGUGUCUAGAUGUUAACGGUAUUUGUUUCCCUGUCAUUUCGAGUAGUGAAACCGCCGAACUUGAACUUUGUCGCUGCUACAGGGUAGGUCGUGAAUCGUUGCUGGCCCCCGAGGCACCCUGAUGGACUCGGGGAUAGUCUACGUAUUUCUGCACCAAUAGAAGCACACUGGCUUACAACCUACUCCGUAUUCCGCAAUUGCAAGA